Molecule: messenger RNA, 1419 nt
Organism: Acanthosepion pharaonis
Lineage: Eukaryota; Metazoa; Mollusca; Cephalopoda; Sepiida; Sepiidae
Source: the annotation of a GenBank genome assembly
AUGCUAACCUAUUCUUUCUGUUUACCUUGCCAACCAAUGCUAAAUUCUAUUCUCUCUGUUUGCCGAACAAAGCUUCCUGUUCAUCUGCCAAAUUCUAUACACAAACCAGGCUAUAGAACCAAUUCUUUCUGCUGCCAACAAGACUGUAGAUCUAUUCUCUCUGUUGCCAAACAAAGCUGUAAAUUCUAUUCUUUCUGUUGCCAACAAGGCUAUAAGAACCUAUUCUUUCUGCUGCCAACCAAUGCUAUAAAAAUCUGUUUCUCUCUGUUGCCAAACAAAGCUAUAAAUUUUAUUCCUUCUGCUGCCAACCAGGGCUAUAGAACCUAUUCUUUCUGUUGCCAACCAAAGGCUAUAAAUUCUAUUCUCUCUGUUGUAAACAAAGCCUUUCUGCUGCCAAAUUCUAUUCUUUCUUUUCUGUUGCCAACCAAGGGCUAUAGAACCUUUCUUUCUGCUGCCAACCAAGGCUAUAGAAUCUAUUCUCUGCUGCGAAUCUAUUCUCUCUGUUGCCAAACAAAAGCUAAAAUUCUAUUCUUUCUGUUAUUCUUUCUGCUGACAACCAAGGCUAUAUUCUCUCUGUUCACCUAUAAAUUCUUUCUUUUUCUUUUAAGGCUAUCCAAGGCUAUAGAAUCUAUUCUCUCUCUGUUUGCCAAACAAAGCUAUAAAUUCUAUUCUUUCUGUUGCUUGACAGGCUGUAGAACCCUUCUUUCUGCUGCCAACCAAGGCUAUAGAAUCUAUUCUCUCUGUUGCCAAACAAAAGCUAUAAAUUCUAUUCUUUUCUGUUUGCCAAACAAGGCUAUAGAACCUAUUCUUUCUGCUGCCAGCAAUGCUAUAGAUCUAUUCUCUCUGUUGCUUAAACAAAGCUAUAAAUUCUAUUCUUUCUGUUUGCCAACCAAGGCUAUAGGGCCUAUUCUUUCUGCUGCCAAACAAAGCUAUAGAAUCUAUUCUCUCUGCUAUAGAAUCUAUUCUCUCUGUUGCCAAAACAAAGCUAUAAAUUCUAUUCUUUCUGUUGCCAAACAAAGCUAUAGAACCUUCUUACUCCAAGGCUAUAAACCUGUUCUCUCUGCAAAACAAAGCUAUAGAAUCUAUUCUCUGCUGCCAAACAAAGCUAUAGAAUCUAUUCUCUCUGUUUGCCAAACAAGCUAUAAAUUCUAUUCUUUCUUAUUGCCAAUCAAGGCUAUAGAAUCUAUUCUUUCUGCUGCCAAACAAUGCUAUAGAAUCUAUUCUCUCUGUUGCCCAAGCAAAGCUAUAAAUUCUAUUCUUUCUGUUGCCAACAAGGCUAUAGAAUCUAUUCUCUCUGUUGCCAAACAAAGCUAUAAAUUCUAUUCUUUCUGUUGCCAACCAGGCUAUAGAACCUAUUCUUUUCUGCUGCCAACCAAUGCUAUAGAAUCUAUUCUCUCUGUUGCCAAAACAAAGCUAUAA